Lodderomyces parapsilosis is the source of this 1551-nucleotide messenger RNA. RefSeq lists its product as uncharacterized. The transcript has a single exon. NCBI's taxonomy places the organism in Eukaryota, Fungi, Ascomycota, Pichiomycetes, Serinales, Debaryomycetaceae. Gene Ontology annotation, cellular component: SLIK (SAGA-like) complex; SAGA complex; transcription factor TFIID complex. Gene Ontology annotation, molecular function: DNA binding; protein heterodimerization activity; TBP-class protein binding. The record is from RefSeq and is a predicted model, not a curated record. Bases 1 to 1551 code for a protein of 516 amino acids. Gene Ontology annotation, biological process: DNA-templated transcription initiation; RNA polymerase II preinitiation complex assembly.
AUGGAGGGAUCAAGUAACCAGAGCAUCACCAAGAAUACGACUCCAACGCCCGAAGCGGAAUUGAAUCCUCAAAGAGUGAAAGCAUUGUUGAACAAAUUGCAUGAGGAGUUCAAUGCCAGCAAGACAGAAACAGAUCCAAUUAAGGUAAAAGAACACUUGGCCAAGGUGGAUAAGAUCAAACGGGUCUUGAAGAUAUAUCACGACCAACAAAAGCAGCGUCAAGGUGGGGAUUUGGCUCAUGUGGCCUCGGGUAAUGCACAAAGCCAGCAAACAAGUCAUCAACCGGCAAUAAGUACUCAGUCAGGUACCGAUCCUUCAGUGGCAAUGACAGCAGCAGCAACAUCCUCGGUGCAAUCACCUUUAGUAAAUUUGCAGCCUUCUUCACAUAGCCAAGCACAUGCUCCACCUCAAGACAAUGUAACGAGUCAAUUUCCACAAAUUCAAUCACCAGCUCCGCAAAGACCAAACUCCGCUUCGCCUGAUGCUCAGAAAAUAACAGUUGAAAAGUACAAUCAAGUCAAGAGCGUUUUGAAAGACUUGGCGGAAAAAGUGCAGUCGCUAACUCUGGCAAAGGAGAGGGAAACUGAUCCUACAAGAAUCCAAGCCAUGGAGAAGACAUUAACUGAAAGUCGAGUACAGUUACAACAGUAUCACAAAGGAGCAUUGUAUAUGAGGAAGGUGUUGAUGGAUUCUGGAAGGCUAGCAGCAAAUGCAACACCAGUUUCAAGUCCUCGUCCAGUGACAGCAGCAACAACAGCAACAACAACAGCAACAACAGCAGCAACAACAGCAACAACAACGGCAGCACCACCAAUAGCUCUGGAUAUAUCUAGCGCCACUACCCACCAACAAAACUCUUCCAUCGAGAGAAUAACGUCGCCUGCACCACCUAAAAUCAGCAAUGCAGAUCAGCAGUCAUCAAGUCAUCCGAAACUGACCCUUCCUCAAGCCAUUCCUAAUUCGUCAGCUAUUACAGUGAAUAAGAAAUUACCGUCACCUAUAUCCAACGAGUCAAAGCCAACACCAUCACCGACAUCAACAAAGCCCCCCGCAGUGACGAAAACGUCUUCUGCAACCAAAGCUCCUACAGCCAUAUCACAACCAUCUACUGCAAAUACAACUACAACCACAAAAAGACCACAGAUCUCUACAAAUCCAACUACCACCUCUUCUACAAAUCUUGUCAACUCACUCAGGGCAUUUGGCAACCUGCCAACAGUUUCCACAAGCAUUCCUGACAACGAUGGUCGGGUUCUCACUAAACGAAAAUUGAAUGAACUCAUAACUAAUUUAUCCAUUGAUCAAGGAGACACAAAGCCCUCAGUGGACAACGAUGUCGAGGAGUUGUUUUUGGACUUGGCUGAUGAGUUCGUUCGCAGUGUUAUGGGAUUUUCUUGUAAUUUGGCCAAACAUCGGAAGUUGGAUAAACUUGAUAUCAGGGAUGUACUGUUGAAUUUGGAGAGAAACUGGGGGAUCAAAGUACCGGGAUAUAUGCCAGAUGAAAUUAAGCCAGCAAGACGCUGGCCAAAGAAACCAGACCAUAAGAACUAG